AUGGCAACAGCGACAGGCGGAGCCCAAGAGAAGCCUGAAGAGAAAAAUCUUUCGCGGGAUUGGCCGGGGAGCUAUGAGGGGCGGGGCUAUGAAGGAGACAGGCGGCUCCCAAGUAACUUCCGCUUCCUGCUUUGCUCCUCGCGGCUCCGCCAUCAGACCGGUUCGGACCCCCGCCGACUUCGGAUGCUCGCGGCCUGCUCGGCUCCGCCGCGUACUCAGCCGCUGCCAGUGCCUAAGCCCUGCGUCCUGGGCCGGGAUUGGAAGGUGGAAUCAUCUCCAAAGCUGGGCUUCUCUAUGGAAGAGUCAUCCCAGGAAAUACUCACGUGGGAUCGUCCCUGUGUUUCUAGUUUGGGAGAAACUUCAGAAUGUGAUGCCAGACUAGAGAAGCAGCCAAGGAAAGUAGUGAGACAUCCCAGACUUGGUCCUGGAGAGAAACCCUAUAAAUGUAAUGACUGUGGGAAGGCCUUCCGACAAAGCUCACAACUUAUUGUUCAUCACAGAAUUCACACUGGUGAGAAACCUUAUGAAUGUAAUGAAUGUGGGAAGGCCUUCCGUGAGAGCAAAGAACUUAUUCGACACCAGAGAAUUCACACUGGAGAGAAACCUUAUGAAUGCAAAGAAUGUGGGAAGGGCUUCAGAGAGAGCAAAGAACUUACUAGACAUCAGAGGAUUCACACUGGAGAAAAACCUUAUGAAUGUAAAGAAUGUGGAAAGGCCUUCAGACGGAGAACUGGACUUAAUGAACAUCAGAGAAUUCAUACUGGGGAGAAACCUUAUGAAUGUAAUGAAUGUGGGAAGGCCUUCAGACGGAGAACUGGACUUAAUGAACAUCAGAGAAUUCAUACUGGAGAAAAACCUUAUGAAUGUAAUGAAUGUGGGAAAGCUUUCCGUGAGAGCAAAGAACUUAUUCAACACCAGAGAAUUCAUACAGGAGAGAAACCUUAUGAAUGUAAAGAAUGUGGAAAAGCCUUUAGGCGGAGCACAGGACUUACUGAUCAUCAGAGAAUUCAUACGGGAGAGAAACCUUAUGAAUGCAAUCAAUGUGGCAAGACCUUCCGCUGGAGAACAGAACUUACUUCCCAUCACACAAUUCAUACUGGAGAGAAACCUUAUGAAUGUAGCGAGUGUGGGAAGGCCUUUCGCCUGAGUGCUCAUCUUAUUCAACAUCGGAGUAUUCAUACUGGGGAGAAACCUUAUGAGUGUAAUGUUUGUGGGAAGGCCUUUCGCUGGAUCACAGGACUUGCUUCCCAUCACAGAAUUCAUACCGGAGAGAAACCGUAUGAAUGUGGGGAAUGUGGGAAGGCCUUCCGCCAGAGCACACAACUUUCUCGACAUCAUAGAAUGCAUACUGGAGAGAAACCCUAUGAAUGUACUGAGUGUGGAAAGGCCUUCUGCCUGAGCACACAACUUAUUCAGCACCAGAGAAUCCAUAACAGAAUGAAGCCCUUUGAAUGGUGAAGCCUCAUGAAGGUGAUGAACAGGAGGUGUGGUUGACAUAAGAGAGCACUCACUGAAGUUUGGAGAAUUCAAACCAUGAAGAUCAAACCCGGUCAGAUUUCCCACAGUGGCUAUCACCUCAGUCUUCAGAAAUCAGUCACUUGCCACUUCCCUCCUUCCACCCCUACAAUGAGACAUAAAAGUUAUUCGUUGAGAAAAUUGUGGCAAUCUGGCCAGAACUUGUUCCUCCAGCUCUUCUCCUUAAAAGUUCUGCGAGGCAUCACCUCCUCCCUUUUCCUUCCUCCUAGUCUCAGAAGAAUGGGUGCCAUGACUUGCUAAGACUAAAUCCUCUGCCUGUCUAUUGGGUCUCAGCCCCUCCCAGCCAUUCCCAGAGUCUUACUCCAGCACUCAUCCCCCUUAGGCAUUUCCAGGCUAUAACUGACUCCUUCCUAUUGCUUUUAAACAUGUUUGGGUCUCCCCACUACUCUGGAAAGGCCUCCCUGCAUUCUGUCACCCUUGUUCUACUGAAACCCUUCUCAGAAGCCGUCAGUCUUCUCCUGAUCACCAGACCCAGUGGCCUCAGUCCCUUUCUCCUUUGCAGUCUUGAGGCUGCUGAGCCCCCUGACGUUAUCUCCUCCCUGACAGCACUUGAGUUUCCCCCCGGUAUUCAGCUCUUCCUCUUCUGUCUCCAUGGGUCCACUUCUCUCCUCUGGUGAGUCUCAUUUGGUCCUUUUAUGGAAGCCAAGAACUCUCAGGAAGAGCCCAGAAGCCAGGAGCUGGAAGAAGAGCCAGGGCACGAUGGGUUUGGGCAGCAGAAGGCUCAGAACAGAUGCUCUCCUUGCCCUCCGUGCUCGCCAGCACUUUUACAGGCAAACCUGCUAGCCCCGGCUGGGUCCUGAGGAAGGAUGGCAUCAUUGUUUUUCAGGAGCAUUUUAUCUCAGAGUCCGGGGAGGGAGAUGGCGUGAUCCUUCUUCAAGUAGAGACUCAGACUGCACUCUCGUGACUCCAGCAGGAGGUGAGGCCCCCCUCCAGGAGUCCUCCAGAGGGUCGGAAGUCAGUCAAAGCCCUGAUCGACAAGGGAAAUGAGACUCUUCAGGGUGACCAGAAAACUGGACUCACCAUUGCAGGCCGAUGCAACGUAUGAUGGUGAUACUUUACACGGGGUGGAGUGUCCUCAGUCAUUGUUAGAAUGACCUCUGGGGACCUGUGAGCAUGAUGGGGAGAUGGAAGGUGCAAGAAAGGUGCCUUACUUACUGAAUAAUAAGUCCUCUCUCAAAGAAGGGGGAUUUUGGCGCGUGCACGCGUGUGUGUGUUUGUGUGUUUAUACAUACACGUGUGCAGGCAUGUGUGCCUGUGUUUGUGCGUGCGUGUGUGUAGCAGUUUCCUCAUAGGUACCGCCAGAGCUGUGUGGAAUAUUGCUCUCUGGGCCCAGUGGCCUGGACUGAGUGAGUGUCCGAGAGCAGCCAGCUCCAAGGCUUUGAUUGUCCUCUUUAACGUGGAGGACCCUUGGACUGCCACCUUGGCCCAUCUCAGAGCACCAGCUGCUACGGGACAUCUCCCCUCACCUGGUGUGUGCCAGGGGCACCAGCCUUCAUCUCACCUCCCGGGUUCAAACCUCGGUGCUAUUUUUACCUCUUCUUUUCCGAUCAGUUACCAAGUCCUUUUGAUUCUACCUCUGUGGUCUCUCUCACACGUGUCCUUUCCUCUGCUCACCUGGCCACUCCCUUCCUCAGCUCCUGUUUGGAUUAUGCAGCUGUCACUUCCAGGUCUUCUUCCCUGGCCUGCCUUCUGUCUCCACUGCCAUUUGUCUCUUCCUAAUGACCUCAUCAUGUGACAUAUACUCAGAAAUCAUAGACGGUUCCCUGUUGCCUGCAGAGUAAUUAUCAAACUCCUUUUGAUUGAUAUUUAAGGUCUUCCCAAAUCUAGCGCCAAGCAGCCUACCCAGGUUUGUCUCCUCCGUGGUCUAGCCCCACUGGAUUGGUUGCUAUCCCACAGACCCACCCUGCACUUUUGGGCUUCUUUGCUUUUUCUUGUGGUGCUUUCUAUGCCUGGAACAUAGUCUCUCCUCUCUUCCACCUGCUGAAUUCUUGCAGGUCCCUCAAAGCCAAACUCAGUUGUCAUUGUUCCCGCCAAACUCCCCUUGCCCAAGACCUUACAUAGCACUUUGUUUCUACUUAUGUGAUCUUUUGUCUUGUAGUCACUUGUGUCCGUGUCGCAUCUGUGAGGAGAGGGCCUGUGUUUGAUUUCCCCUUUGUAUGUGCUCUAGGAUCUGGCACAAGGCUCUGUACUCACUUAAUGAAUAAUAAAUGUUGAUUGAGUUGA
Messenger RNA from Dromiciops gliroides (monito del monte), 3759 nucleotides. RefSeq names its product zinc finger protein 501-like. Gene Ontology annotation, molecular function: DNA-binding transcription factor activity, RNA polymerase II-specific; RNA polymerase II cis-regulatory region sequence-specific DNA binding. Gene Ontology annotation, cellular component: nucleus. The transcript has 3 exons. Lineage: Eukaryota; Metazoa; Chordata; Mammalia; Microbiotheria; Microbiotheriidae. The coding region runs from base 1 to 1458 and encodes 485 amino acids. The record is from RefSeq and is a predicted model, not a curated record. Gene Ontology annotation, biological process: regulation of transcription by RNA polymerase II; central nervous system development.